Messenger RNA from Vigna umbellata (rice bean), 805 nucleotides. RefSeq lists its product as uncharacterized. Lineage: Eukaryota; Viridiplantae; Streptophyta; Magnoliopsida; Fabales; Fabaceae. The record is from RefSeq and is a predicted model, not a curated record.
ACCUCCUUCCCUUCUUCAAACAAUUCUCCAACAUUCAAAGCUACACAUAAUUUUAGAUACCUUCCUUUUUUUCUGAUCAGGAUUCAAAGUUGAAACCCUAGAUCAGUUUUAGUUUCCUACUUUUAAUUCAUAUAUAUAUAUAUAUAUAUAGAGAGAGAGCAACAAUGGGAAAUAGCUUAAGGUGCUGUUUGGCUUGUAUUCUUCCAUGUGGGGCACUAGACUUGAUUCGAAUAGUGCAUUUGAACGGUUAUGUGGAAGAGAUUACACGUUCAAUCACGGCUGGAGAGGUUCUCAAAGCAAACCCUAACCAUGUUCUUAGCAAACCCAGCUCUCAAGGAGUUGUUCGCCGGAUUUUGAUCCUCUCGCCGGAGACCGAGCUCAAAAGGGGCAGCAUCUACUUCUUGAUCCCGGAAUCUUCGCUGCCGGAGAAUAAACGACACGCCGGAAAAGGAAGCAUUGGCGGUGACGGUGGUAUGAAAAAGAAAGCAUCGACGAUGAAGAACAACAAGGGUGAUGGUGAUGAUUUUCCAUCACGAUCACGCAAAGCUUCUCACAAAGAGAAAAAAUCGGCAUGCCGUGAUCGCCGAAAAGGUCGCAUUGGAAUAUGGAAACCUCAUUUGGAGAGUAUAUCAGAAGACUAGUCCGUUUUGUGUUAUCCGCCGGUGGCCGGAAUCCAACAUCGCCGGAAAAAAAAAGAGAAAAAAAUGUUCAGUUAUUAAAAUAUAUAGGAACAGAAACUUUUUCUCCUUGUUUUAUAAAUGUAUGUGGGAAUUUGAUCUUGUGGAUAAAAAAUUUACCUUGCUUU